GCUUCCGCGCCAGCAAUGGCGGCGCGCCCGAGCCUCGCCUACUUCCCCUCCGACGCCGCGCUCCUCGACUCCUCCGGCCUCCCGUGGGGCGUCGCCGUCACGCCCUUCUCCCCCGUCGACGAGCGCGGCUCGGCUCCGGCCACGGGCGAGGAGGGCCACCUCAUCCCGCGCUGCUCCUCCUGCUUCGGGUACUUCAGCACCCAUUGCUCCCUGCACCGCUGGUCCUGGACGUGCCCCAUCUGCUCCGAGGAUAACGACCUCUCCGCCGACGCCGCCGCGCGCUACGCCCGCGACGGCAGCCACGACCCGCCCGAGUUGCGCUCCGCCUUCGUCGACCUCCUCCUCCCGGACGAGGAGGGCGAUGCGGCGGCUGUGACGACGCCCGUGUACGUGGCAGCGGUCGACUUAUCCUCUUCAGAGGAGUUUUUGGAGCUAGUCAAAAGUGCUCUUCUGGCAGCUCUUGAAGCUCUUUCUCCAGGAUCAUUAUUUGGAAUACUAACAUAUAGCAGCAAGAUAGGACUAUACGAUGUUCAAGGUCCAAUACCAAUUGUGAAGAAUGUUUUUAUACCUCCUGAUUCUGAUGGCACCAUACUCGUGGACCUUAAAGAUGUCAUGCCGUUUCAUUCGUUUUUGGCUCCUGUUGACACCUGCAAAGAUAGCAUUGCUCAAGCACUAGAAACACUUAAGCCAGUAUCUUCGUGGGAAAUGGCAGCAACUGCAUCGCAAGUUCAAGAUCAUGCGUCGCAUCAUACACGUGGUUUUGGUGUAGCAUUGGAUGCUCUUGUCAACUACCUAAGUGUGGAAUACGAAACUACAUUCGAACUUGCUAGGAUAUUUGUGUUCUUAUCGGGACCACCAAAUUAUGGGCCUGGCCAACUAGACACACCAGGAAGCCAUGGAGACCACAAUACUAGUAAAGUGGUGGAUUCAGAUCAUACGCAACUUCCCGAACAGACAAUUUUCUACAAGAAUCUGGCUGCUAGUGCUGUUCAAGCAGGUGUGUGUGUGGACCUUUUCGCCAUUACAAAUGAGUACACAGAUCUUAAUUCCCUGAAGGUUCUGAGUGUUGAAAGUGGUGGCUCAUUGUUUCUGUAUUCAAAUACAGAUGAAUCCACACUCCCACAAGAUAUAUACAAAAUGCUUAGCCGUCCAUAUGCCUUUGGUUGUGUACUGCGACUGAGGACAUCUUCGGAGUUCAAGAUUGCUGACUCUUAUGGCCAUUUCUUUCCGGAUCCUCAAUACAUGCAUGUUCAGCACAUAAAUUGCUGUGAUUCGUUUGCUAGCUACACUUAUGAAUUUGAGUUUGAAAAGGGUUCUCAGUUUUUGAGGAAGUCAAGGCCUCCUAUUCUCCAAAUCGCGUUCAAGUACACGACCAUUGUGCACCAUGGUGAUACAUCUGAUGUCUCAAAUUCUGGUAGCAGGUCUAAGUUCUCAUUGCAAAGGCGGCUAAGGGUGCGGACUAUCCAGUACAACACAACUGCUAAUAUCUGGGACCUAUAUGAUUUUGUUGACCCAGAUGUGGUAUUGACCAUACUUGUACACCAGGUUAUUUUGGCUUCUCUAAAUGAUGUGGUAGAAGCAAGACUAUGGCUCCAUGAUUGGUUGGCGAUUUUCAUUGCCCAGUACAACAAGGCAUACAAGAGCGUUAGACCAGCUGAUACUGGGGUUUCUGAUAUUGAUGUUGACUUCUCAAACUGCUCACAAUUGCAGCCUUUGGCACGGCUUGUAUUUGCUUUUCUAGUAAGCCCCUUGCUUCAAGUUCAAGAUCAACAUAUUCAUCCAGAUUAUCAGACAUAUUUGCAAUGCCUCUUCAGUGCACUGGAGCCGGCUUCUGUUCGACAAGCUAUAUGUCCCACGUUGACUUCAUACUCCUCUCCUGAUACAGAAGCAGAAGUUCAUCAGUCGCUAAGUCGCAGUGUAAUCACCAGCGAGAGACCAAUAUUCCUUCUUGAUGCCUACACUGACCUUUUAGUGUAUUAUUUGCCUACAGCCAGCACCUCAAUUCCCUUCCCUCCUCCGCGCGACUGUCUGUUGAGAUCAACUGUCGACAAACUGAAGCAAGAAAGGAAUUUAACCCCCAGGCUUGUUUUUAUUCGUGGUGCGCAUGAUGAUACUACAACAUUCGAGAAAUACCUUCUUGAGGACCGGGCUCUAGAUGGCACUUUGCUGGCUGGCACCACAGGUUUCAGAUCAUUCCUUGAGGACGUUAGAAGCAGAGUAGCUGAAUUUGGCAUAUAGAGACCUAUUCCAACUGUUGUUUCAGCAGUUUUAAAAUAUACGAAGAUUGAUGAUUCUGGUCAUCCUGAGCCUUUGCAUGCACAAGAGCCGUUGUAUUGCUCUGCUUAUUUUUGUGUUUGUAUCGCAAAAUCUUUGUCAUCCUUGCUGUACUUGUGUAGGCUAUUUGUAAGUUGUCAUGACAGUUGGGGGAACCAGUUGUCAUCUGCAUACCAACCACUGCAUGAUAUGAAGCCAACAUCACAGGCUGAUAGUAUCCCUGGGUUUCAUACUUCAGAAGUUUGUCUUGAACAUGCUUGUACUUUUUACACCAACACAAACAUGCUUCAGAGAAAAUUUCAGCUUGUACUGUUUUCA
Messenger RNA from Lolium rigidum, 2592 nucleotides. Its product is annotated as protein transport protein SEC23-like. Gene Ontology annotation, biological process: intracellular protein transport; COPII-coated vesicle cargo loading; endoplasmic reticulum to Golgi vesicle-mediated transport. The coding region runs from base 16 to 2238 and encodes 740 amino acids. The transcript has 14 exons. Lineage: Eukaryota; Viridiplantae; Streptophyta; Magnoliopsida; Poales; Poaceae. Gene Ontology annotation, molecular function: zinc ion binding; SNARE binding. Gene Ontology annotation, cellular component: endoplasmic reticulum exit site; COPII vesicle coat. The record is from RefSeq and is a predicted model, not a curated record.